This is a messenger RNA of Brassica napus (rape), 1617 nucleotides long. RefSeq lists its product as uncharacterized. The coding region runs from base 231 to 656 and encodes 141 amino acids. Lineage: Eukaryota; Viridiplantae; Streptophyta; Magnoliopsida; Brassicales; Brassicaceae. The transcript has a single exon. The record is from RefSeq and is a predicted model, not a curated record.
CUCGCACGUCAUUAAUUUUGCAUACGAACUCCCGUAUUCCGAAACAAAAUGAACCACGACUACAAAAGUGCUCAUAAAAUAAAAUUUAAAUAGUAUAAAACAUCGUGAGUCGUCAAUAAUAAUGGUCACAUUCUGCUUGUGCAUAUAUAUUACAUUGAUACGCACCUGCUGGUGUCGAUUAGCUUGUCAUAAUCCUCUGUUAAGACAAAGAGAAAGAAAAAAAAAAGAAUAUGAACACAACCAAGAAGGUGUUGGAUGUGUCACCGUUCUUGCUAUUAGAAUCAUCUGCAGAUUCUGAUUCCUAUCGCCAAGGCGGAGGCGCCGAUCAGAUCGAGGGUUCCCACGACGGCGAACCCAAUGUUAACAAUAACAAUUACGCGGAUCGAGAUGAUACUGAUGAGUCUUGUACUGCCAAUCCAUACGAGACGUCUUGUGUGACGACCUGGACACCGAUUUUCGAUGCGGAGGAUACGGUGAAAGAAGAAAUAAUUCUCACAGCAGGGGAGGAAGAAGACGAGGACGGAGAAGGAGAGGUGAACAGCUACAUCAUAAGAUAUAUGAGAAGUCAACGUGAAAAUCUUACCGUUGAUUCUAGUGCGGUGGUGAGUGAGAUGGAUAAAAGUCGAAUGUUCUGGGAAGCUUGUCUCGCUUCCUGAUCUGUCUCACUGAGAGGGAAAACGAACAACGUCUUUUUGUCUAAGCUAACUAGGUCUAAUACAUGUCUAUCUAUUUUUUUUAUUUUUUUGGGAUUUUUGCUUGCAAAAAGGUGUCUACGAAUCACAUCUACCCAUCGAUUAUGUCCACAGAUUUUCUUCAUCAAAUAAGAAAAGUAUCAGCAUCAAUCUAAUCGAGUUCUCUUGUUAUUAAUAAUAAUAAAUUUAUGUUUUCACAUGUAUCCAGUUACAAACCCUUCAACAUUUAAUUAAACACUAAGAAACGAAAAAAGGGUUAUGAUUUGAUACGUAUACAACUACAAGUAUACAUAUAUACCAGAGGGGGACUGUAUUAAAUUUGAAAAAGGAGAAACAAGUAGGCAGUAUUUGUUUGUUGUUGUAACAAGUAGGCAGUAUAAUAGUGUACAAGUGGUUUCUUCAUCAAGGAUGCUUUACUAAAUUACUCAAUGCUAAUUGCUCACCCAAUAAUUUGAUAGUUUCAGUUGGAAACCAAUUUUCUUGUUUUAAAUAAACAUCGAUUCUCUAAAUAAAAUAAAACAUAAAGAUUCCAUAGCCAGCAAAGCUAAAGAGCAAGAACAACUAAAGAAUAGUUUGGUGGUUUUUACUAUGUAUAUGUGAGCUUCAUCUUUUUUGACCGAUAAUUGAUUUGAUUUUUUGAAAAAGCCGAUAAUUGAUUUGAUAGUUGUAUAGUGUAUACUUUUAGAUGCUUUUUAAUUACUGGUGUAUCAUAUAUAUAUAUUGGACUCACCAACAAGAAUCUUUAUAGUCUAGUGAUGACCACUUUUCCACACAUGGAAGUUAAGCUUAUGAUGAUCUUUUGAUGUUGGUCGAAUCUACUAGUUAUGAGCUGGGUUAUUCUAUUAAUUCAGUUAAUCGUCGAGUUGAAAGAAUCCAGCCUUAGUUAUGAAAAAAAGAAGAAGAGUAAAAUAAGGGAAUAUAAAAA